Vicugna pacos (alpaca) is the source of this 1970-nucleotide messenger RNA. Lineage: Eukaryota; Metazoa; Chordata; Mammalia; Artiodactyla; Camelidae. The record is from RefSeq and is a predicted model, not a curated record.
GUAAAAUGUUACCAUUAGGGUGAGGUUAUAGGGAUUGUUCUGUACCUGUUUUGGAAAUUUUCUGCGGGUUUAAAAUUAUUUCAAAAUAAAAAGUUUUUAAAAGCUCUAAGAUAUUUUUACAAAGGGGAAAAAUAGAAGUUUAGAGAUGUUGAGCCACCACACAUAAGAAAAUAUGACAGGUGUCAAGCCCAGGUCUGUUGGAAUCCACAGCCUAGGCCCUUAACCACUGCCUACAUGCUGGUCAGAUGGUAGUCCACGUCUCCUUAAACCCAUCGGCCCUGCUUAAGUCUGCAAUUACAUGGAAAACUGGAAUCAUCUACACUCACACAGCCUCAUACCUACACUAACAUGACUUUACUAUUCGAUAGUCUUCCCUAAAUAUGACCCCACUAUUCAACUUCUUUAGUAACAUAACUUUACUAUUCUAGGAAAUUCUUGCCCUGGAAGACAAAAGUUGCAAAUAAUUAUAUUUGUUUCAAGAACUUGCCCCUCAGUCCAUUAAUGGGAACAUCAAACUCUUCAGCUUUCAAUGGAUAGGACUAGAGUUUUUGAAAUCUUCAACUCAAAACCUUCACCUUGCUGUGUCCCUCAGUCCUAAACUAUUGCAUCAUGAUCCUUGCCCAAUCCUUAUUCUGCUUUGAAAGAUCUGCUUUAAACCCCCAAAACCUCAUAAAUAUCCUGACUUUGCCUUCUUCCCUGGGAGAUUCUAGUAAGACUCUGUCCAAGUAGUGCUCUCUAGUGCUCAUAAGAAUAAACUUGGCUUGGCCUUAUCAACUGAUACUUGGUGUUAUUUGGAGGAAGCAAGCAUCCAACAAUAUUCCCGUUAUUGUCCAAAAUGCUGUCUCUGGUCAAACAUCCCUUCUCCUACUUGGAAAAACGUUUCAAUUGCCUUACAUUUAAAAAAAAAAAUUCUUCAUUGAAUUCUCUUUAAUUUGGGUUGAGCCUCCUUUUUCUUCUAGAACAGAAAGAUUAGACUUAGUGUAUGAGCUCAAAUAUUGAAUUCGCUUGAUAUGUAUGUAUACAUAUAUAUAUAUUUUUAAACUGUGGUUUCUGUAACCUUAGGUGUACACCCUAAAAGGUAACGCUCAUAGCAGCAGUCCUCUUCUUGGCCCACUGGAGUGGGAAUGGCUGCUGUUUUCCUUCCAAAAGUUCCUGAAGAGCCAAAGGAGCUCUUCAUAGUAAGUAAUAAAAAGGGGACUGCCAGGGGUCAGCGAUUUGGCCCAAAAGGGAGCAGUUGAAACAACCAGGAGUUAUUCUGCCAAUGCUUCUGACAGUUCUGCUACAAGGAGAUCCCUGGGCCCCGUGAGGACUUGGGCCAGCUCUGGGUGUUCUGCUGUGUAUGGUUAAAGCCUGAGAUACACACCAAGGAGCAGAUGUUAGACUUGCUGGUGCUGGAGCACUUCCUGACCAUCCUGCCCAGGGAGCUCCAGGCCUGGGUACAGGAGCAUCAUCCAGAGAGCAGGGAGGAGGCGGUGGCCGUGCUGGAAGAUCUGGAGAGGCAGUUGGAUGAACCAGGCCAGCAGGUAGGAAAAGGCCCUCUGUUCAGUGAGGGGAGAGUUGGGAGGGGGCCCAUGCUGGUCCUUUAUGGGUUCUCGGGGGAUCAUUUACUCUAUAGGCCCUUCAGAUGCCUAAGUGAGCCUCCUUGUCCUCAGGUUUCAACCCAGGCCUGUGCACAGGAAGUGCUUUCUGAGACAUCAGUACCUCUGGAUCCACCUAAGGAAGCAACAUAUCUCCAGCCUCAACCCACGGAGAUCCAGCUGAAGGGUGAAUCUCAGGACCCUCAACACCAACAGGAUUGUGAGUAUGUGACCAGAAUUGACAAAGAAUUGAUUCAAAAGCAGGAGCUUGCUGUAGCUAUGAAAUCCCAAGAAAAGUUAUCUCACCAAAUCAAUGAAGAGGUUCCUGAAUGUGGAGAAAUCCAAGAAUAUGAAAGAUAGACAGAAAGAUAUCACAGAAACACUUCAACUAAG